Lactuca sativa (garden lettuce) is the source of this 771-nucleotide messenger RNA. RefSeq lists its product as uncharacterized. The record is from RefSeq and is a predicted model, not a curated record. NCBI's taxonomy places the organism in Eukaryota, Viridiplantae, Streptophyta, Magnoliopsida, Asterales, Asteraceae.
AUGUGCCCUAAUGCGUGGCACGGUCAGUUUACGCGGGGUGAUCAAAAACAACCGACAAUAAUUUUAGAAGAAGUGGCAGCAUAUUACCUUUGGAUUUGGCAUGCAUUUUUUGGUUCAUCGGGUGCCAACAACGACAUCAAUGUUCUAGGCCAAUCACAAAUAUUUAACAACAUCUACCUUGGGAAAUCAUAUGAUGUACCGUUUGUAGCAAAUGAGACGUCACACAAGCGUGGGCAUUACCUUACUGAUGGAAUAUAUCUCGAGUUAACAGUAUUUUUGAAAUCGUUCACAUGUCCAAAUGAUGAAAAGCGAUUAAAGUUUAAAGUGGCACAAGAAUCUACUAGGGAGGGUAUCGAGCGCACAUUUGGUGUCCUAAAGAGGCGUUGGCAGAUACUCUCUGUACCAGCACAAUCUAUGGAGUGCAGACGAAUAAGUAGUUUGAUGUAUGCAUGUAUCAUAUUGCAUAAUAUGAUUUUAGAAGAUGAGGAGAGGGCAAUUCGCCAUUACAACGAGUCUGAGAAUUUACCAAAUGUCAAACGAGUUGGUAUUGGUUCGGAGGCUUACAUGGUGAACAAAGCGGAAAUGUACGACCGAGUUAGACACCACAACUUUCGUGCUGAUUUGGUGGAACACGUCUUCAAUGUUCGAAGGGAACCCAUUGUCGACGAUUUUGUUAAAGACAACUUAUUCAACGAUAUAAAUGAGGAAUUGGAAAUGUUUGAAGGAGAUGGUGAUGAAGAUUUUGAUGAUGUGUCAAAUGAAAAUGAUUAG